GAAGAGUGCCAAGAGAAGGGGUCGCAUUCUCCAUUGAAGCUUUCGCUGUGAUUAUAAACCAUGGGAGACUGGAGCUUCUUGGGGAAUAUUUUGGAGGAGGUGAAUGAACACUCUACUGUGAUUGGUAGAGUCUGGCUCACGGUCCUGUUUAUUUUUCGGAUCCUUAUCCUAGGAACAGCCGCAGAGUUUGUAUGGGGUGAUGAACAGUCCGAUUUUGUGUGCAACACCCAGCAGCCAGGUUGUGAAAAUGUCUGCUAUGAUGAAGCUUUUCCUCUCUCCCACAUUAGGCUGUGGGUCUUGCAGAUCAUCUUUGUCUCCACGCCAUCGCUGGUGUAUGUGGGGCAUGCGGUCCACCACGUUCGGAUGGUGGAGAAAAGAAAGGAGAGAGAAGAAGCAGAAAUGAGCAGGCAGCAGGAGAUGAAUGAAGAACGGUUGCCUCUUGCUCCUGAUCAAGGAAGUAUCAGGACCACCAAAGAAACUAGCACCAAGGGAACAAAGAAGUUUCGCUUGGAAGGAACACUCUUGAGAACCUACAUUUGUCACAUCAUCUUCAAAACACUUUUUGAAGUGGGGUUUGUCGUGGGCCACUAUUUUCUGUAUGGUUUCAGGAUUCUUCCCCUGUACCGUUGCAGCCGGUGGCCUUGCCCUAAUAUUGUGGACUGUUUUGUUUCUAGACCUACUGAGAAAACUGUGUUUAUCUUGUUCAUGUUAGCAGUGGCUGCUGUGUCACUUUUCCUAAAUGUAGUAGAGAUCAGCCAUUUGGGGUGGAAGAAGAUUCGUCUUGCUUUCCACAGGAAUGCUGAUCACCAGCCACACCAGCUCCUGGGUGAAGUGACUGAGAAACCUUUGCAUUCCAUUGCCAUCUCCUCCCUCCCAAAGUCCAAGGGUUACAAGCUAUUGGAGGAAGAAAAGGUUGUUUCCCAUUUCUAUCCAAUGACUGAAGUUGGAUUGGAGGCGAGCCCACUUCCUACUCAUUUUAAUGGGUAUGAUAAAAGCAGCACAGGCCUUCUAGAAGACAUCUCCAAGGCAUAUGAUGAAACCCUGCCAUCCUAUCGUCAAGCUGAAGAGCAAGAGGCAGUGAAAGUGCAGGUGGCUGAGACCCUAGAACAGGCAACCUCUGAGCGUACCCCUUCAGUGAGAGCCCCUUCGGUGCGUGCACCCUCUGACCGUGCCCCCUCUGAAAGAGCAGUGUCUCGUGCUGUUUCUGAGUAUGCAGUUUCAGAAAGAGCUCCCUCUGAGCGUGCACCAUCAGUCCGAAUACCUUCAAACAAUGCGCUCUCUGAAAGAGCACCAUCUGAGAGAGCUCCUUCCCGUGCUGCCUCUGAUCAUGCCCCAUCUGAGCGUGCACCAUCUGAGCGAGCUCCCUCCCGUUCUGCCUCUGAGCAUGCUCCUUCUGAGUGUGUACCCUCUGAGCGAUCUCCCUCCCGUGCACCCUCAGACCAUAUCCCUAUUGAGGGUGCACCCUCUGAGAGAUCUCCUUCACAAGCACCCUCUGAUUAUACCCCUAUUGAGCGUGCACCAUCUGAACGUGCAGUUUCACGUGCUGCCUCAGAACAUGCACCUUCUGAGCGUGCACCUUCUGAGCGUGCACCUUCAAGGGCAUCCUCCGAGCAAGCAGCACCUGAGCCAAUACCUCCACAAGCAUCACCUUUACCUGAGCUCUUAGACAGCCCACCUUAUUUGAAAUCAGAACCAGCAUUAUCAGAUCUUACACCAUCUCAAUUUAUCCCUACUGAGUAUAUUCCCUUACCACCAGCACCCUGUCAGGCAUUUAAUGAGUGCUCGCCCUCUCAAGCUGCAGUUGAACAAAUCCCAUAUGAUCGUGCUCCAUCUAGGGCUUUCUCAGACCACACUGGCUCGGAACAUGGAUUUCCAGAGCCUGGAGUUUGUGAGCCAGAUCUUCCAGGCCCUGAGGUGCCAUUGCUAUGUGUCGAAUUAAUCCCAGAUUCUAGAUCUCUGAGCAGAUUAAGCAAAGCAAGCAGCAGAGCCCGUUCAGAUGACUUAACAGUAUGAAUUGAAAGAACAUCUAGAAAAAAAUAAAACCAAAUAUAACCAUUUUGGAUAUUAAGCUGACGAGAGUUCUCUGCAGGUAAAAAGUACAGGCUGUCCUUCAGCUCCCCUGUACUUGGGUAAAAUGUACAGAUAAACUUUAGUGUUCCAUUUUUACAGUAAGGUUAGAUUUGUCAUUUGUAGAAAAUGAAAGGAGCUGUAGUAAUUACAUGUCCAUUUUCCGGUGUAAAAUCUUUUAAAAAUAAGGGGGCUAAUGUGCAACAUUUUAUUGGUCAAUGUUUUUUAGGCAGUGAGCUAUAGCACAGUGUCACAAUCGACUCCAAAAUCGACUCCAAAAUAGUCAAGCUCUAAAAAUGAUCCCUCUAUUAUUUGAUCUAAAUAUGAAAACAGGGUAAUUAUGAUCCCUAGAAUUUUAUAGAAUAUAUAGAUAUUCUGGAUAUAUUCAGCAAUCUUAGA
Pelobates fuscus (common spadefoot toad) is the source of this 2466-nucleotide messenger RNA. It is a transcript of the gene GJA8, whose product is annotated as gap junction protein alpha 8. The transcript is spliced from 2 exons. The coding region runs from base 61 to 2013 and encodes 650 amino acids. The record is from RefSeq and is a predicted model, not a curated record. Gene Ontology annotation, molecular function: gap junction channel activity. NCBI's taxonomy places the organism in Eukaryota, Metazoa, Chordata, Amphibia, Anura, Pelobatidae. Gene Ontology annotation, cellular component: connexin complex. Gene Ontology annotation, biological process: gap junction-mediated intercellular transport; cell-cell signaling.